Messenger RNA from Cervus elaphus (red deer), 1488 nucleotides. It is a transcript of the gene HMX2, whose product is annotated as H6 family homeobox 2. The record is from RefSeq and is a predicted model, not a curated record. Bases 91 to 915 code for a protein of 274 amino acids. Gene Ontology annotation, biological process: regulation of transcription by RNA polymerase II. Lineage: Eukaryota; Metazoa; Chordata; Mammalia; Artiodactyla; Cervidae. The transcript has 3 exons. Gene Ontology annotation, molecular function: RNA polymerase II transcription regulatory region sequence-specific DNA binding; DNA-binding transcription factor activity, RNA polymerase II-specific. Gene Ontology annotation, cellular component: nucleus.
CAGGACUUCCCUUGGCAGGCCCUGGCACGCCAGAACCCCAGAGCGCGCGCUGGAGGGUAGAGCGGGGAGAAAGAGGAGGAGGCACGCAGGAUGGGCAGCAAGGAAGAUGCGGGCAAAGGGUGUCCGGCGGCCGGCGGCGUCUCCAGCUUCACCAUUCAGUCCAUCCUGGGCGGGGGCCCCUCGGAGGCGCCGAGGGAGCCGGCCGCCUGGCCGGCCAGGAAGCGCAGCCUGUCCGUGUCCUCGGAGGAGGAGGAGCCGGACGACGGCUGGAAGGCACCCGCCUGCUUCUGCCCAGACCCGCACGGCCCCAAGGAGCCCGGCUCCAAGCACCACCCCCCCAUCCCCUUUCCUUGCCUGGGUACCCCCAAGGGCAGCGGAGGAGCGGGGCCGGCGAGCUCGGAGCGCAAGCCUUUCCUUUCUUCUUCGCACCCGGACUUUAAGGAAGAGAAAGACAGGCUCUUGGCCGCGGGCUCACCGUCGCCGGGGCCCGAGCGGCCGCGGGACAGCGGCGGCGCCGAGCGGCAGGCGGGCGCGGCCAAGAAGAAGACGCGCACGGUCUUCUCGCGGAGCCAGGUGUACCAGCUCGAGUCCACCUUCGACAUGAAGCGCUACCUGAGCAGUUCGGAGCGCGCCUGCCUCGCCUCCAGCCUGCAGCUCACCGAGACCCAGGUCAAGACUUGGUUCCAGAACCGCCGCAACAAGUGGAAGCGGCAGCUCUCUGCCGAACUGGAGGCGGCCAACAUGGCGCACGCGUCGGCGCAGACUCUGGUGGGCAUGCCGCUGGUGUUCCGGGACAGCUCGCUGCUGCGCGUGCCGGUGCCGCGCUCGCUCGCCUUCCCCGCGCCGCUCUACUACCCGGGCAGCAACCUCUCGGCCUUACCUCUCUACAACCUCUACAACAAGCUCGACUACUGAGAGCGGCCCGCCGGCCCCGCGCCGCGCGCCCUCCCGCCCGCUCCCCGCCAGGCGGGCGCGGGCUGCCCCCACCCCCCCACUCCGGAGCAGGCGGCGCGUUCCCAGAAAUAUUACUAAAUACACCAUGUGUAUUCAUUAUCUCUUAUUUAUGGCUUCUGCCCUACUUUGGUUUGAUUGUUUCUGGUAUUUAUCGGCAUCCCUCCAGCCAGAUAAUUUGCUCUCUACCCGCCCCCCCAAACAAACCAAUACAUUUUGAAAACCAUUUUGGAGGCGACAUUCUAGGGUGGUGGUCGGACAGGGAGUUUCGGUCAGAUUGACAUUGGCCGGUAGGCCAAAAAAAAAAAAAAAAUCAGGAAAAAACCCCCACCAAACCAGAUACAUUCUUCUCCCCGUAUAUAUACCUGUAUAUAUGCACACGCACACACGGCCGGCCAAGCCAGUCCUUGGGGGCUUUGAACAAUGAUCUCAAUGCCUCUUUCCAUUUCCCUUGUCCCGAGAAUGGAUAGGGGCGAAAGGGGGAUAAAUUUCAGAUCUGUAAAUAUUUUUAAAAAGAAAAAAUAAAACAUUUUAAGC